AGUCUGCGAACAGCCGCGAUGGCGAGAGUCUACGGCACCAGCGAAGGGGUGCCUCGGAGGCGAGAGCAUGGCGCAAGGAACCUUGCUCCUGUGCUCGCCGUUGCUGCCGGGCUCCUCGUCGCUGUCUAUGUUGCAGGAGGAGGGAGGAGGAGAGUGGAGCUGGAUACCAUCCCUCCUGCUGUCCAAGAUCUGGAGAAGAAGAUCCAGAUGGAGGACCUGAAGGGAUGGUUGAACCAGGCUUACGAGAACGGGCAAGCAAGCAAGCCUCUACACCCCCUCGGAGAUCUCGACCCGUUCACUCAUGAACCCAUGAGCGCCGACAAUCCAGAAGCUGCUGUGAGGAACGCCAAGACUAAGUACAUCAUGAACACUGUGUACCAGAAUGCGCAGCAGGAUAUGGCGAAGGCUCAACAGGAUGCCAGGGACUAUGUGGGAACUGAUGCUGGGUGCACCCAUCACGACAUCAAUCAGACCGACUAUGCUGGUCAGAUCGCUGACGCCGUGUCGGGGGUGACGUGCAUGGCCUGGGCUGAUGCCAGCAGUAUGCCUUAUCCCUUCAACGAGACCAGCCCCGACGUCUAUCCCGACCUCUCGCAGAACUUCUGCCGCAACCCAGGGGCUCAGAAGAUGGCAGCAUGGUGCUGGUUGAGUACCCUCAAGACUGCGAUCGACAACGGACAGAAUGUCUCGGAUGAAGAAGGAGUAUCUUGGGAAUACUGCGAUAUCGGGUCUCGAUGCGGAGUUGAUGUUCCGAUCUUGCACGCUGUCAACAGGAAUCAGACUUCAGGCCCUAUCCUCUCCUUCUCUCAAGAAGGUCACUUCGCUAGCGUCGCGUCAGAUUCAGUCGCUCUCUUCUCAUACACACUUAGCCCAUCCCUCGAGAGAAGGCAACAGGGAUCCGGCUUGCAUCAUCUGCACAUGGCCCGCAAGCACAAGCACAGGCGUGCAACGAUUAAACAACAGUUGGCAUACAUGGUGGAGCAACACUAG
Molecule: messenger RNA, 990 nt
Organism: Guillardia theta CCMP2712
Lineage: Eukaryota; Cryptophyceae; Pyrenomonadales; Geminigeraceae
Exons: 15
Coding region: 19-990 (323 amino acids)
Source: RefSeq, a predicted model, not a curated record